This is a messenger RNA of Angiostrongylus costaricensis, 981 nucleotides long. The record is from the annotation of a GenBank genome assembly. NCBI's taxonomy places the organism in Eukaryota, Metazoa, Nematoda, Chromadorea, Rhabditida, Metastrongylidae.
CUGAGAGUCGUGCGAAACAAAGGACCCGCAUGGUGUGGUGGUGAACACGUUACUCCCGGAAAGGAUAAUAGCGCGUUCGUUCCCCACCAUAGACACCUGCGGUCCAGAUCGAUCGAUAUUGUAUGGUGGUCGAACGUUGUCUGCUUACCUGUGAUUGCACUGAUCGGAUUAGCUUGCAAUCUACUCAAUAUCGCCAUCUUAACGAGCAACAAAGGAGCUCAGCGGAUACCCAGCUGGGCUUUACUAUUGGCGUUGGCGAUUUGUGACUGUCUGUUUUUGGUGUUUGCAACUCUUGACGUAACACCGACAUCAAUCUCAUCACUAGUGUUUUCGCCUGUCUUCAAUUUCAUCUACUCCCAUAUUACACUCUACAUUAGAACGUUGGCAUCCACCUUCUACAAAUGUAGUGUGCUGAUUGUUGUCGCGUUCAACGUCGAGCGUUACAUCUGCGUGUUGCAUCCAUUCAACUGUCAUCGCAUUUGCACUGGGCGUACAUCAAGAUAUGCCAUCAUAGCCUGUCUUGUUGUCUCGUUUUUGUGUUCGAUACAAUGGCCGAUUGCUUACGAAGUUCGACACUGCUACGAGGAUUUGAGCAUGGAUUUCUACUAUGUGAUCUUGAUGUCCGAAAGUGAAACAAUAAGGUUCUACUAUCGUCUUAUGGACUACAUCUCUCUAUUCGCCUUCAAUGUGCUCCCAAUCAUCGCUUUGCUGGUGAUGAACUGCGUGAUAAUCGCCACUCUUCGACGAGUGGUGGCCGAAGAUGCCAGAAAAAAGGAAGAAUCUAUCGGACUUGCGGACGGUAAACUUGUACGUGUAAGUCUGAAUAAUAGAAUUUUUCGCGAAGUUCAGGAAUCGUCACCACACCGCUUAAAUCCUAACGCGAUGCUUUUUGCUGUGGUUUUCAUGCUUCUCAUUUGUGUUGGCCCGCAGGUAGGUAGAUUUGCCACUGCAAAUUUUACAUGGGCAAUGUUGUUUUAUUAA